AAUAUUGAACACAACGUUGAACUUAUUUAUGAAAUUAUUGAUGGAAAACGCCCUGAAAUUACAAAUGACACCCCUGAAUGUUUUGCAAAUUUAAUGAAAAAAUGUUGGGACUCUGACCCUUUAAAAAGACCAACUAGUUAUGAAAUAGAGCAAUCUCUUAACAAAAUGUAUGGAGACGAAGUAUUUAAACAAGCUGAAAAAAAGAGAUUAGUAUUAAUACAAUUAAAGCAACUUGGACCCGAAUUUAGUGAAAAAUCUCAUCCAAAAGCAAUUUAUACAAAAUAUAUUAAAAAAGAAUAUGAAUUUGAUAUAAAUAAUAUUCAAAGGUAAGCAAAUAUACUAAAACUGAUAAUUCAGAUGAUGAAUGUUGUUGAAUAUAAUUGAGCCUAAUAAAUU
Rhizophagus irregularis DAOM 181602=DAOM 197198 is the source of this 396-nucleotide messenger RNA. The record is from RefSeq and is a predicted model, not a curated record. Lineage: Eukaryota; Fungi; Glomeromycota; Glomeromycetes; Glomerales; Glomeraceae.